AUGGGGGGAUGCACCUCUAAACAGGAGGAACCCAUCGGGGCUGGAGGCGCUCCUGUUCCCGUCAAGGGUGCCGAUGGGGCCAACGGAACCCGCCAGACAAGCAAUGCGCAGCAUGUCGUGUCGGACACCCCCUCCGAGCCCAUCCUACAGCAUUCACAAGCUCAAAGUCCCACCAAGAAGUCCCUCGAGCCGGCUGUCUCCGACCCCGGCCGCGAGUCUUCAGGGGAAGGGAAGGACCACGUCCCCGCCCUGCCUUCCGACCUGCCCGCGCCCCUCCCAAUUCGCAAGUCUGGCGCUCCCCGCACCAGCGCCAACUCCUACAGGUCAGGCGCGAUCAGGAGCAGCGCCGCGUCCCAGGGCAGCCAGACGGCAGCAUCGUCGUGCGACGAACACAGCGGGCAGGCCGCGGCGCGCCCCCCCUCUCGCUUCCAGACCCAGAUGGACCUCUGCCGGGCGGUGUUCAAGACGCAGUGGGUCAAGAUUGCCCUGUCCCCCUCAGGCAAGGACGGGGGGGGGCGAUGGGGAGCAGCUGAGCUCACCUGGUACAACACCAUGGCUGGGCUGGGCCUGGGCCAGGCGUUCGAACAAGACGAUGGAGUGGCCUCCCUGGAGAACUGGGCGCUGGCGCCAUCCCGGCAAGGCCAGCGGGUCAUGGUCUGGAACGACACACGGGAGGAUGCCGAGACCGCAGAAGCAGACAUCGUGAAGGGUCACCCCGGCGUCAGAUUCUAUGCCCGCUGCGCCCUUGCUGCCGGACCCAACCAGGAAGGCAACGAAUGCAUCGGCUUUCUGUGUGUGGCCGACAGCGAGGCGCGGGACGACUUCAGCCCCUUGAAGAUCACCAUGCUCUCCCAGUUUGCAGAUCUGGUGCUGAAGGACCUUGAGCAAUCCAAGGUCCUUUUCCUCCCCCUUCCCCAAACUUCUCCUCCCUUUCCACCCGGCCGCCUCGCAGUUUCCGACAAGCUUCUGCACGACCUGGUGCCCAAAGCCCCGGAGGCGCAGGGCCUGGCCCGGGCGGUGGAGUUCUUCAAGGAGGCGGCCCUCGUGGUGGAUGUCUCCCAGCCCGCCAGCUGGCGCAUCGUGCACUUCAACGGCUCCAUGCGCGGCCUGAUGGGCGGCGGCGACUGGCUGCCGCCGCGCGACUUUGACGCCCUGCUCUCCGAGCCGGGCGGGUCGGGGUCCGACCAGACGCGGCCCUCGGGGUCCCAGCCCUUCACCGGCUACUACACGCUGAAGCAUGGCGAAGGGACGCGCACCGUCAGUGUCGAGUUUCGACCGAUAGCGAGCGAAGCCCUGCCGCCCCCAAACCCAGACGCUGCUGUCCAGCCGAGUGCGACACCUCCUCGAUACAACUUUGCUAUGGUGCACCCCAUCAGGGACUCGGACGGGUACGGCACGCCUGGGGCGCUGGGCAGCGAGGGCUCCUCGGAGGAGGCCCGCGUGACGCAGUGGCGCCCAGCUGGGCGGCCCAUGUCCAUGGACAUCGGGGCCGGCCUGCCGAGCCUGCGCCAGGCCAAGUCCUCCGUCUUCUCGGACGUCCAGCUGGGGCCCCUGAUAGGGCGCGGGGCCUACGGCAGGGUAUACCGUGGCUCCUGGAAUGGAAACACGGUGGCGGUGAAGGUGCUGGAGACCGACAACCCCGAGGUGGAGGUGAUAAAGGAAAACGGCUCCGUGAAGAAGGCGGGCCUGUUCGAGGCCGCGCUGUCCAGCAGCAUCUCCCACCCCAACGUGGCACACACCUACAUGUAUGCCGUCCGGCAGGCGGCCCCCGCCGGCAUCCAGGGUGCGAGUCGCAGUGCCAGCGCCAACAUCGACGCGGUCCUGGACGGCACCGUAGCGCUGCAUCAAGGUCCAGCCGCCCUGGCCCCUUCCAGCCUGCAUGAGGUGUGGAUCGUGUCGGAGUUCUGCAACCUGGGCCCCCUGCUCACGGCCAUCGAGCGCGGCGCUUUCCUCACGCAGUCCUUUGCAGCGCAGGGCCAGCCCAACCUGGUGUCCAUCCUCCAGACGCUGCAAGAAAUUGCGGCGGCACUGGCGUACCUGCACGCCAACGACAUCCUUCAUGGCGACCUGACCGGCGGCAAUGUGCUCCUGGCUGCCAACAGCAAGGACGGCCGCGGCUUCACCGCCAAGGUCGUGGAUUUUGGGCUGAGCCGCCUGAUUGGCAGCGAGUCGUACCUGCGGACGCGGACCCUGGGCUGCGCAGAGUACAUGCCUCCAGAGCUCAUCAUCGAUGGGCUGCUGACCAAGGCCGGGGACGUGUAUGCCUUUGGCGUGGUGCUGUGGGAGCUGUACAUGGGGACGCGUGCCUGGGAAGGGCUGAAGACCUCCGAGGUGCUCAACCACGUGGCCUCCAAGCGCAGCCUGGUCUUUCCUCCCAGCACCCCGCACAGACUCAAGGUGCUGGGCACAAGGUGCCUGGCCUUCAACCCCGACGACCGACCGACAUUCAGUGACAUCCUCGUGGAAGUGGACUCGGUGCUCAAGGAUACGCAGUACAUCCUCAGGAAGUUCCUGGCACGUAACGUGCCGAUCUGA
Messenger RNA from Auxenochlorella protothecoides, 2535 nucleotides. Its product is annotated as Focal adhesion kinase 1. NCBI's taxonomy places the organism in Eukaryota, Viridiplantae, Chlorophyta, Trebouxiophyceae, Chlorellales, Chlorellaceae. Gene Ontology annotation, molecular function: ATP binding; protein kinase activity. The transcript has 14 exons. Bases 1 to 2535 code for a protein of 844 amino acids. Gene Ontology annotation, biological process: protein phosphorylation. The record is from RefSeq and is a predicted model, not a curated record.